AUGCCUUCACCAACCAUCGCGUCGAAUGUGGCGUGUGCCGUGCUUCAAUGGUUUGAGAGCUCUUCGCAGUGUCAGAAGAAGAUUCCUGCUUCAACAUGGACUGUACUAGCCGGUAUUGUGUUGCACACGCGUUCUCCUCCCUCAUCUACGCCAGACGCAGUGUCCACCGACACAUUCCGAGUGUUGACAGCUGCUACAGGUAACAAAUGCCUUGGGCGAUGUGAUCUGAACGUUGAUGGUCUCGUAGUCAACGACUGCCACGCUGAAGUGCUGGCAAGACGUGCAUUGCUUCGCUAUUUGUACGUUGAAGCACUUCAUUGGAAAGAAAACGAACUAGAAUCAAACAAGCAGUCGAUCUUCGAGUGCCAUUUGACGUCGCAUCGACUGGUGCUCAAGCCACAGCAUUCGCUGCAUCUCUUCAUCAGUGAAGCGCCUUGUGGAGAUGCAGCCAUCUACGAAUUGCGUGAAGAAACUGUCGACCAGCUGGUGCAACAACGAGCAGCAAAGAGCAACAUCACGAACAACGAGGCUAGAAUCCAGGUAGAGCAUCGUAGUGAAUUGCGAAUAACAGGGGCCAAGAGACCGAGCGACCGAGACACUUUACUGCCGGAUAAACGUUUUGCACAGACAGCUGGUGUUGCUCGUGUAAAAUCAGGCCGAUCAGAUCUACCUCUAGAUAAGCAGACACUGUCCAUGAGCUGCUCCGACAAACUAGCCAAAUGGAACGCACUAGGGUUGCAAGGCUCCCUCUUACUGCAAUGGUUUGAGCCAGUCUUUUUGAACUCUAUCGUUGUAAGCAGAGAUGAUAAAGCGAUGUCAGUGGCGAAGCAGGAACAGGCCCUCCGACGCGCUGUGUACACACGACUGGAACAACGUGGUGUACUGAUAAUGGGAGUGCCGCUAUCCUCUUGUAAAGCCUGCGUUGUCUCCAAUAUUCCUCAAUUCAGUCGCCGACGAAUACCCUUCCGAGCCCCAUCCAGUCUAGCGCUUGUUUGGACCAUCCAGGAAUCCUAUUGGACCCUGAAGCAGAAACUGACGUCCGAAAAACUGACGUCCAAAUCAUUGGAUGAAGUUAAAUUUGCAGGGAAGUUCUUUCACACCUUUGAGAUAGAGUUUCUCAUGGCCGCGACUGGGCUCAAGCAGGGCGCCAAGAAAGCGUCAAAAAUGAAUCAGGCUGCCAUGGAAAGAGUUGCUUCACGCUUGUCAAAGCGAUACUUGCUUCGUGCAUUUCAUCACGUUCUUGGACAGCAUUUGCUUUCAGACACAGAGUAUAUUCAGCUCAAGCAGAAAGUUCCUUUGCACGUAUGGUCGACGGCAGCACCUUCUACGCUUUCAGCACCAACACCUGUCGUUGCCUACAAUGAUCGGCGCAAGCAUUUUUUUGCAGCAUUUAGUGAUUGGAUUGGGGUCCCUACAAAGUUCAAGCAGUUCAAACUGUAA
Peronospora belbahrii is the source of this 1440-nucleotide messenger RNA. The record is from the annotation of a GenBank genome assembly. NCBI's taxonomy places the organism in Eukaryota, Oomycota, Peronosporomycetes, Peronosporales, Peronosporaceae.